Messenger RNA from Strongyloides ratti, 1440 nucleotides. RefSeq names its product Zona pellucida domain-containing protein. The transcript is spliced from 5 exons. The record is from RefSeq and is a predicted model, not a curated record. Bases 1 to 1440 code for a protein of 479 amino acids. Lineage: Eukaryota; Metazoa; Nematoda; Chromadorea; Rhabditida; Strongyloididae.
AUGGUAUCUGGUAAAGAUAAGGCUUUUAAAGAGGCGGUCAAGAAAAAGAUGUAUAAUAAGUAUUACCUUAUUUCUAUAAUAUUAUUAUCAAUCUUAGUUGUAUCAAAUCAACUUGAUUUCUUGAGUAAUAGUAUAAUAGGAGAACCAGAAAUUAAUUGUGGUCAUGGAGAAAUUAAAUUUAAUAUUCAUACAAAAAAUGGAACACCAAGUACAAUUUUUGUUAAAGGAAAUUCAGAAAAUGAGGAAUGUUCUUUUAAAAAUACAUUGAAUGCUACCAUUCAACUUGAUAAAUGCAAUAUGCGUCGUAAAAGAGAAGUUAAUCCAGAUGGUGUUGCAUAUUCAAUGACUGUUAUCGUUCAAAUGCACCCAUUAUUUAUUACAAAAUUAGAUCGUGCUUAUAAUGUUCAUUGUUUUUAUAUGGAAGCUAGCAAAAAUGUUAAUUUAGAAAUGCAAGUAAGUGAUUUAACAACUGUUGUUCUUGAUACAGUUCCUGAGAUGCCUCAAUGUUCAUAUUCUGUUCAUAGAGAUUCACCUAAUGGUCCAGUAAUUCAUUAUGCACAUAUUGGUAUGAGUAUAUAUCAUGUUUGGGACUGCCCAUCAACUGUCUAUGCAAUGCUUGUCCAUAGUUGUCAGGUAUUUGAUGGUCAAGGGAAUGAACAAAUGUUAGUUGAUAAUGAUGGUUGUUCUACUGAUAAAUAUUUGAUGCCUGAAUUAACAUAUAAUGAUGAUAAAAGCAAAACAUUUGCCUCAUCAAGUGCUUUUAAUUUUCCUGAUCGUAAUUCUGUUUACUUUAAAUGUCAAAUCAAACUUUGUUAUAAAACAAGUGAUGAUUGUUCACAGAUUGUACCACCACGUUGUGGAGAUAAUAGAAAUAUCAAUAAAACAACUAUAAAUAUGAUUGAUGAAGAUCUUAAUGAGGAUCAACUUAUUGGAACAACAACAGAACAUACGGAAAAAGUUUAUAAAGAAGAACAAACAACACCAAAAGGUAGAAGUUAUAGAACAACAACUGAAGAAACAUUCCCAACACCAUCAGAAUUAAAUAUAUCAGAGAUAGAAGGUUCAGGUAUUGAAGAAACAACAACAAUGAAAUCAACAUUUAAACCAACAACAGCAUCAAUAAAAAUUCUUAAAACAAAAGGUACUAAUAGAUCUCAAAGAGAUACACCAGUUGAUUCAAAACGUCUUGUUGAUUUUGAUAUUUCAUCACCAGAGUUAACAAUAAUUGAUGAUUAUUUUCAAACACCAGAACAAUCUCCACAACUUGGUGAAUCAGCACAAUAUGUUAAUGAUUUAACUUCUCCAAAAACUUCUUCAUCAAAUGAUAUAUGUGUACCAAUUUUUGUAUUAUUUGCAAUAAUUGGUAUUUUUAUCAUUUUAUCAUCGAUUCUUAUUUUCGUUGUUGCAAAUUUACGAAGAACAUGGACAAAAUUUUAUUAG